CAAGGCUUCUCCAACAGCAUGGUCAUGGAUUCGAACGGUUUAUGCGACCGCUGAAACGCAUUCAAUUUUGCAGCAGUUGGCUUCUAUAGAUCUGAUCGUCCUAUACAUCUAAGACCUCAUGUUUAUGGCUUAAGAGACCAUACUCUUGACGAAAUCUUGCAAAUUUGGAGCAGUGCAUUUUGUGAAGAAAGGUUGCUGAAUUCUUUAGUGAAUGGAACCUCCGAUAGCGACCGCUGGCAAGUUCCAAUCUUGAGAACGUCAAUGUUCAGGUAGUGUUGUAUCCUUUAGAAAGCUCAGACGGGAAGGCCAGGUGACUGGAGGUCUCGGAGAAAAGUAUAUUUGGGUUGAUUGUCUCUGCAUCAUGCAAGAUGAUGAUGCCGACAAACUGAAGUUUUUCCUCAAAUGGACUCGAUCUUUGGAUUUGCAUCCGUCAAAAACGUUGCAGCUGGGGGAAAAGAUGCAAAUGCAGGUCUUCCCGGUAUCAAACCAGGUUCACGAACCCGCGAACAAAUACCUUUCACGGUCAGGGACGUGUUAUUAUGGCAAACACUGGGUCCAGAGGGGUCUGACCAGUCUUAUGAAUUUCUAGAAGAGAGGCUACCUUCCUAUGUAGUAGAGUUUGAGUGGUACAGGCGAGGUUGGACUUUCCAAGAAAUGCUUACCUCUGGGAGGGCAUUGAUAUUCACCAAAGGAACAAAAGUACUGGCAGUGCCAGAAAGUCUCAUGGCGUGAAGACGGCCAUUGGGAGACCACUAAGGCUCCAACUAUUUAUCGUCACUGCUUUUCUAGUACAGAACUCCGCCAUCCUUGGACUUCAGAUGUGAAAACCAUUGUUUUUUGAAGGAUGUGAGGUCAAGUAAGCCACUGGAGUUGCAGGAACAGCUCCUGCGACAAUUGGCUUGAAAUGACCUAGAGAUCAGUAGUACCGGGAUUUCCUACGGAGGUUUGAUGCCUUGAGGUGUGUAAGAGUUCUCCUCGAUGUUGACGACAUAGACGAUGUAGGCCAGUUCGAGAAUCUGGUUCCAGCCAUCGAAAUGCUUGGGUCUGGCAGUCGAAUGGUGAUUACAUCACGGAAUCGAGAAGCAUUGACACUUGCAACGAGACCAGCAGUCUGCAAGGACGUGUACGAAGUAAAGAUGCUCAACUGCAGUGGUUCCAGAGACCUUUUCAACUGGCAUGCAUUCUUGAGCGAGACUCCAAGCGAAUGCUUUAGUGAUUCAGCGGCAGCAGUUGCAGACGCUUGUGGUGGACAUCCACUGGCGCUGAAACUGAUGGGGUGUAUGUUGUCCAAUAUUCUAGACCCUGGCGAAAGAGAAAUUGGGAAGGAGGCAAUUUGAAAGAGAAUAAAACUCUUUCUGACAAACUGCUCAUCAGCUACGAUUGUCUAGGAGAUCGAAAAAAAGCGAUUUUCCGAGAAAAAGCCUACCUGAUGGAAGGCUUGCUUGAGGACGUAGCUGUGGCCAUUUGGAGGUCAUGCGAGCGAUGCAGCCCUAGUUAUUGCUCUACUUCCUAAUUCCGUGGUUCAUCCUUGCACGAGCUGGAGGACAGGUCAUUAGUGAAAGUGGAAUUUGGCAGGUUAAGUAUGCAUGAUUUGCUUCGUGACAUGGGGAGAAAUAUUGUUAGACGCAAGACACGAAGUCCGAGGAGACAACGCGCUUGUGGGAUUCUAUUAGUCUCAAAGAUACUGAAAAAAAACAAGGUGUGUUUGUGCAAUCGAUUAAUGAUCGUCAUUCUUGAUGGACUGUUUCCAAUGCCUUGCCCAUUUUUAGGAGGUUUGUGUGAUGCGAAGUUUGGUUUGUUUUGUUGCAUUGUUCAUAUAGUACCAUCAAUCUAUGCUAGCUGGGUCCUUUCUUGCACGCAAACAACCUUAGGGCUGCGUAUUUACAAGGGCUUGGGAUGCUGGAAGUUCAUUAAAAUAUUGGUGCUUGCACAACAUUGUUUGAAAGACUUGAUGGAUUGCAACGAUGGCAUAUUUCUUAAUUCCACAAGCUCUGCAAUUUGGCAUUUGCGUUGUAGCAUAGCUGGUUAUGAAGUUGCAAUAAGGUUUUUUUAGAAAAGAAUGCUGGUUAUGGCUGCCAUUGAUUUGCAUUGGUGAAUAUCGUACCAUGUACAUGGCGCAAAAUGUGUUCAAGGCAUCAAUCUCUCUGGAAGCAGAAGUAUUGAUGUGCCAUGUGAAGCUUCGAAAUUUGCGGGCAUGGAAGAAUUGCACAUUCUGGUACUAUACGCUUUCAAUAUAGAGCUAGAUGACUUAUCGAAGUGGCCCCAAUGGCGCCAAGAACUUAGGUGGCUCUGAUGGGAGUCGCUCCAUUGUAAAAACUUACCUUCGGACUUGAAGCUUCUUUAAUUGACUAUGCUGGAUCUUAGCCAUAACUACAAGUUAACUCGCCUUUGACAAGAUGAUGCUAAUAUCCAGGCGGGGAAGGAAAAGAAAGAAGGGCGGAAGGACGAGUGGCGCAAGCGGAGGGGACCCGGACGGACCCGGGCGGGGACCGGCGUGGCACAGGCUAAAAACGCGUCUGCAAAAGCGUACAUUGAUUGGAUCUAGCCUUCCUCCCCACUUGGCAUGUGACCAUGUUGAUUCUGUUUUUAGGCCAAGUGUAAUGCAAGGAUCCCACUUGGAGGACAGUCGGCAGGAUCCGUAUCGGCUGACUCAUGGCUGUCUAUCAUGAAAUUGUCUGUACACUACCAUUUUAUUGCAAAAAUGUCUGUAGCUUCUGAUAGAAUCGUCAAUGAACAGGAUUUGCCAUGAAUUAUGCAUUUUCACUACUUCAGGUGACCACUGAGUCCCAUUUGCUCCAUUCUCAAAGCAGGCUUACGGUCCGUUCGCACUUUGGGAUUGGAGCGGUCAGUGGUGUCAGUAUGGUGAAUGUAGUCUUUCUCAUUUGCCAAUAGACCUUUUUAACUUUGUCCUCGGCUCUCCUUCGUUGAACCUCUGCCGUGGUGGUGGGGUCGUGUGAGCCAAAACUUGUUGCCGCAGCUCUUGUGCGGCAGAGUUGGGGCAUCGCAAUGAAAGAGAUACUCAGAUAUUUCUUGUUUGAAACUUGCAAAUUGUAAAACGUUGAGGUGACCGCUGAUCUCUUCCGUUGGAAGCAUUUGUAUGGGUGGUUUUCCUUGCCGACAGUCGGGGAUUUGGGAGGCAGAACUUGACGGGAAGCUCCUUUGGAAGGGUUGAAAACGAUCGAAACUUCUUGUUAAGAUGACCAUAUUAGGGAUGCAGUUUUCGAAGGCUUCAAGCUGAACAGGCCUUCAUUCGAGAUGGCGAACGCAAUGUCUGAGAGUAUGGGAGAUGAGCGAUUCAUCGUCAACGUGAGUGCUGGAUUGGCUCUCUAUGGUGUAGUAGUUGGUCGAGAUGAUCAAAAACUUGAAAAACCCAGAAGGCAGGUCCUUCGUAUGCCUGCUGACUGCAAACUGAAGGCCCCAUGUCAGGAAUAUAUUGUUCGAAGCGGACUAGUUACCGAUUUUUCAACAAGUGAUCGGUUCUUUGAGACUGUGAGCGUGUCUGGCUGGAGUGUUGCUCUUAAAGUGGCUGCGCUGGGUGAUUUGGGCUUUCUUGCUGGAGGUGAGAUUGGUGUGAAUGGAGCAGCCCAAAAGCUAUCAAAGCUUGGAGAGAUUUCCAGAGGGUUUAGGAAGGAGGUGUGGAAAAUGGAAUGUCAUUACGUUCCUCGAGCUUCCUUUCGGAUUCAUAACUCACAGAUGUGUCUUAGCGAAGAGGCUUUAGAAGACGUUCGUCAUUUACGGACACUGGGACAAGCAAAAGCGUUUCUUCACACUUACGGAUCCCAUGUUCCUGAUCGUGAGUAUCAUGUUGGAGGGAUUUUGCUGCGUGGUGCGGGUGUAAGGUCAAGUGGUGGUACUGAGCUUUCGACCCUCAUCGAAACUGCAAGCCGACAGCUGCCUAGGAUUACGGCCAGCAUUUUUAUGUCUCAGGUGGGUGGAGCCAAAGCAAGUGGUAGUGCCGAAAAGUUGCAAGCAAGCACAACAUGGCGCAAGGAUGAGUUUUCUGACCUGUAUAUGAGAGAGUACGUCAGAGCCUUGGGCCCCUCUACUGCUGAUGAUGAUGAAUUUGUGCAAAAGCUCGCUUCAGAUAGAUCCAACUGGUUCAUCAUCGACAUCAAUGAAGAUGCAGUCCUUCUACCAAUCUGGGAUAUCGUGGGAAAGGAAGCCAAGGGCCGCGACCUUCAAAGUCAGAUGAAACUUCUCCACACAGCUUGGCAAAUAUCAUGCUCACUUGGUUUGUAUUGCGAUUCGAAGAUUUCGCCCGAGUUGAUAGAUGAAUUAAAAUGCACGAAGAAAGAACAGUUGCUUCAGCAGAUGCAAUGUUGCGUGCUUGCGGAGUUGUACGGGGAUGAGGCUUCUGUUCCUGAGGCGCAUUCGCUGCAGCCACUCGAUAUUGCGAAAAAACUACGUAAAAUACACCUUUCAGCAACCUCCAGCGAUGUUUUUAAGAAAGUGGAGCACAAUGUUGGAGCACUGCUGUUUAAUGUUCCAGCGUUUGAAGAACUGGUGACUUAUGUUGCACAGUCAACUGUGGAAGGCAUGCACACAGCAAAGCGAGUGUUAGGAACGAUUCUAAGUACAGAUUUACAGCAGGCGCUGAAAGAGGAAGGGAUUACUUUGUCUAGGACAAUCCGGGAAAUGCUUGAAUUGCAAGACAAGCACGAAGAAUUUUCCCCCUUGGAAGUGGCAGUACCACCUGCUGAUCUGCCUCGCAAGCUUAAAGGCAUUGUUGAAAAUUUUCUAUCAUCGCCGGAAGACACAUCUUAUCAUGCACCUUUCAGUGAAGCUGUAGAAAAGGUCAUCAAAGCGUGCAUAAGUAAAUAUCGUUGUGAGAAAGUCGAAAAGGUGGUCAAGAGCUAUGGCUUCAAUGGGCAAGGGAUUUUCACAGGUCAUUCCUUGACAAAGCGGCAUGUCAAGGCUAUGAUUGAAGAUCUCGUUGAGAGUCUCCAACAACAACCAAACCAGCCGGUGCAAUUGCCCACUCCAGGUCUUAAACACUCAGAGGCACCUUACCUAUGGCCCUCCAAAAGUUGUUACUCAUAUAAUGGCGAUAUAGUUGUUGACCGGUCUUUAGAGAGAAACGAUGUUCAUGAAAAAAUGAUUGAUUGUAUAAGACACAGGGUUGAUCCAUUCUCUCCUCCCGUUACAAUUGUAGAAGGUGCCUUUGAUUUUUCAGGCAAUUGGGGUGAAGACGAUGCUGGAUUUGGUGAAGAUAGCUCCGGCUUUGACACCUCUCAAUCUGGCAUUUCAUCUCCCUUCCUCUUGUUGGUGCAAAUCAUGAGGAAAUCAGAUCUAACUUUUCAAAUGGCUUUGAACAAGCUGUUGCUGGAACAGAGGAUUGCGGGCUUCGGCGGUGUAUGCUUACUCUGAUUUCCCAAAAUGCAUCUUCUUAUUCACCUCCUACGAUGAUAACGCUAUAAUGGAGUUGAAGGACGGGGCGAUAUGGUGUAGGGCAGAGUUGAAUUUCAUCUCUCAGCUGAUGUGAGUCUUUUUUCUAUCAUUUAGUUUGCAACCCAUUCUUUUUACUCUGUUUUACAGUAAUUAUAUUGGAGAUUAUGCUAUGCUGACUCUGAAGCUGUUCAUUUUCGAA
Molecule: messenger RNA, 5587 nt
Organism: Physcomitrium patens
Lineage: Eukaryota; Viridiplantae; Streptophyta; Bryopsida; Funariales; Funariaceae
Source: RefSeq, a predicted model, not a curated record